AUGAUGCUUUAUAGGGUUAUGGACCUCAUUGUCCGGGAGGACACAUUUAAACUGUUUACAAGCAGGACGGGAAAUGGGAUAUUUGAAAGACUUGAGGAGGCGCCUCGGAUGGAGACUGUUGAGGAUCUAGAGGAAAGAAUUAAAGGAUAUUUUCAAGAGAUUCUGAAGGCGGCACCGGCAGAUUCCCUCUACUUCAACGAGGCCUUCCGAAUGUUCAAUUUUGUGGAGAGGAUCUUCAAGGAACUCCGGGAUCUUAACGAAUCGGCAAUGGAAAGAAGCAUAAGAAGCCCUAUGGAUGAUGUGAUUCGACUAUAUUCCGAGUCCCUAGGGAAGUUUAUUGAAGACAUGGACAUCCCCAUAUUGCAAGAGCAUGUGAGAUUUAUCAUAUCCUAG
This is a messenger RNA of Encephalitozoon intestinalis ATCC 50506, 393 nucleotides long. RefSeq lists its product as uncharacterized. The transcript has a single exon. NCBI's taxonomy places the organism in Eukaryota, Fungi, Microsporidia, Unikaryonidae. Bases 1 to 393 code for a protein of 130 amino acids. The record is from RefSeq and is a predicted model, not a curated record.